AUGAGCCUCUGUCUGCCUCUUCGGGGAGGCGUAUUCGCCACCAGCAUCAACGUCUACGAUCAAUCGAUGACAAGCCCUGACGCCGCAAGGAACAUAUUCUACGAGGACCUGCAUGCCCUUCUGGCGACUUUGUCGAAGGCGGAUGAGUUAAUUGUCCCUGAUGACUUUAACGCCCAGGUCAGCACAGACCAUGUUGCCAGGAGAUUAGUGCUAGGUCCCUAUGGUCUCAACGGUUCCAACGAUAAUGGCCUACUUCAUCUCCGCACCUGCGCAGGACACCGGCUCACACUGAGAAACGCCUUAUUCUGCCUGCCGAUGCGAAAAAAGGCCACCUGGGUGCAUCCUCGGUCGCGACACUGGCGCCUGCUAACUAUUUCCUCGUCCGGAGGCCAGACCAGCAGGAGGUGUUGGUGAAAAAGGCGAUUCCGGGUGCCGACGGGUGGGCCGAUCAUCGUUUCGUCAUCUCACAGAUGUGGGUUCGCCUACAGCCCCGCAGGAGACCCCAAGGUAAGCGACCCCAGCUAAGAUGGAUAUUGCCUGCUUACCAUCUCAACUUCAGCAUCGAGCUAGCUCAAUGGCUAGCCGACAUUCCAGUCGCUACCGCCGCCGACGAGAAUGCCUCCGUCGAAAACCGAUGUUGUCAACUACGGGACACAGUUCAGUCGACGGCGCUGGCCGACCUCGGUCGCUCACGCCGCCAACAGCUUGAAUGA
Molecule: messenger RNA, 713 nt
Organism: Spirometra erinaceieuropaei
Lineage: Eukaryota; Metazoa; Platyhelminthes; Cestoda; Diphyllobothriidea; Diphyllobothriidae
Source: the annotation of a GenBank genome assembly